AAGAAAGUACCUAAAUCAAUCGAUUUAAAAAAAUAAACAUCAUUUUCCUAAAUUUAUUAAAAUCUCGACAUUAAUUUAAAUAAAAAACAACAUCUGCGUGAUUUUCCAUCUCUUUUAUGAAGGAAAAAAUGUAAAAUUCAGAGUUUUAGUUAUUUUUAUAAAAAAAAAAUUAUUGGUGUUACUCACAACACUCUAACAAUGGUUAGAGUGUAGUUUUCACUUGUCACUAAAAACAAUAUGAUUAUUAUUUAAAAGUGAAUGUCUAUAAUUACUGUUAUGUAACAAAAAGCGGGAUUUUUUGUUAAAAAGCGGAAUUGAAAUCUAAGUCGGGAUCAACCUUUAAAAAGCGGGAUAAUCCCGAUUUUGGCGGAAUGUUUGGUCACGUUACCUAUACCCCUUAUAAGGUCAUCUUUAGAAAACUACUCAUAAUUGGCUUAAAAAUGUAAAUAACCAUAAAAAUCAGUGAACUACAACAAAGGUAAUAAUACUUUAAAAUAGUAACGACUAAAAUAAGAAAAAAUGUUUCUAUCAAAUACAGAGAGAUGGUGGAUGAUUGUGUUGAAAAUAUAAAAAUACGUUUAAAUUUUUAUAAAAUACUUGACCCAAGAGUGAAAAUGACUAUUUGCGUGUAAACCAUAAACGGAUGAUGAUCACCUCGAAGUGGAUUAAACGAAAAAGUGAAAAAAUUCUAAAGAAAGAAAAGUGACAAAAAGGCAAAGUCUUAAAAAGCUAAAUUUAAAUUCCGUUUAAUAUAAAUUAUACAAUUCAAUUCAAAACAAAAAGAAAUGUUAGACAAACUAAUUGUUUUUUGUUCAUUUGUUAUUAUAUUAAAUUCCGCGAUUAAAUUAUGUACCGCAGCAGACUUAAGCAAAAAUGCCACAAGUGUUACACGCACAAGAGUAAGAAAUACGCGAGUGAACGCAAUGACUGAAGCUGAUGAGGAUACGUGGCAACCAAUAAUACCAACACAUUCAGUGUCAACGACACCAACUCAUGCCUCAGAUUUGUGGCAUAGUACAGAUUUAAGAAAUAACUUGGCAAAUAGUUUAAAACAAAAACAUCAAGGAUAUAUUAAUCCACAAACAUAUCACAACUCUGCAUACAAUCAUCAUUAUCAUCAGCACCAGCAUCAUCAUAACGGAAAUUAUAGUAAACGACAUAUAAAAACAUCAUCUUUAUCUUCUGUCACAUCACCAUUAUUAUCUGUAUUGCCAUCAUCCUCUGCUUCAUCACAGAAAAACAUCAAAUUGAGGUCUCAUGUUUACUCCACAACAAAUAAUAAGAAUAAUAUUAAAAACAGUAGAGGAAAAGGCAAAACUCAACCUAACUCUCAUUAUCAGCAGCAGCAGCAACAGCUUUAUCCUUUGAAUAUUAUUGAAACGGUAUAUCCUCAAAUUCAAAUACCAAACGAUAUUAUAAGUCAAGUAGAGCAACGGCAGCAAAAACAUCAAGCGAAAGUUGAGAUGAACUUAAUAUCCUCAAAACUAAAUGUAAAUCAUGUUGAGGAUGUAGCAAAAGCCAAUCAUACAAAACCAUCUUCAGCAUCAACAUCAUCAGCAUAUUGGCAUUAUUUACAACAGCCCCAACUGGAGGCAAAACACAUGAUUAGUCUAACACCAAAAAUUGACACUUCCAAUGUUAAUACUACGAGUACAAAUUCAAAUAUGAAAAUAAAUGCGUUUAGAAAUGAAAAUGAAACUGGCAAGAAAAAUGAAAAGAAUUCAAACAGCACUAGUUUAACAAAAACAUUAAAUUCUAUUGUAACUAAUGAAAAUUUGAUCGAUAAUGAAAUCAUAAAUACCAAACAGCACAAUCAGCAUUAUCAUCAUUAUGAGAAUUUACUACACAGCGGUGGGGUUAAACCUGUCACAUCAACAUCUAACGCUGCUGAUGAAAAUCUCAUAAAAGCCACUAAAAUACAUUCAGUUGACGCGGCUGCUAACACUGCUGGAGAUGAUGAAAAGAAUUUCAAUGGAAAAUUGUUGCUAUUAAGGAAAACUUUAAAUAAUGCUCAAGACUUUUAUGAUAAUUUAAAGAACAUAAUCUUGAGUGAUAAGAUUAGUGAUAGGAGUAGUAGUGAUAAUAAUGACGAUGAUGCUGAUGAUGAUGAUGAUUACGAUAUAUAUUCAAAUGAGGAUAAAACCAACUAUGAUAAUGACCUACCAAACUCUUCACUGUACCAAGAGCUAACAGAUUCAUCAACAACAGUGGCAGCAGUUAUAGCAGCAGCAAUGGAUUCAUUUAAUAUUAAAAAUAUAUUAUUGCCUUCAGCAUCAAUUGAUGAAGUUCAAGGUCAUGGAAAGCAAAUUGUUAAUGAUACAAUGAAAUACUCAUCUCCAGAAGACUCAAAUCAAAUGCAAAAUGUUGAAUUCAAGACAACAGCAGCUAGCAAUGAUACACAAGCAACAGGUCGAUUAUGGAAUUUAUUGUCAACAAAAGCUCAGAAGACAACAACAACAACAACAGCACAUUCAUCAUCAUUGUCGCCAUCAACAUCAAAGGCCUUAACAGCGAUUAGUUCCGGUCGUAAAGUGAAAAAAGUUAAAAAGAAAUUUAAAAAAUUCCUUUUACCCCUUGUGCUGGCCUACAAACUAAAGUUUAUGGCCUUAAUACCUUUACUAAUUGGUGGUCUUACCUUGCUGGUUGGCACAACAGGUUUAGCUGGAUUUUUCUUUGCUUUAUUUACGGCCGUAAUGAGCUUGAAAUCCGGCAGUCGUAAUGCAAUUGUGGUAAAGAAGUAUUGAAAUUUUUCUUAAGAAAUUAAAAUUAAAAUUCAUGUAAGAUUUUCUUAGGAGAAGGUUAUAGAAGGAAAAAAGGUUUUGUGCAUUAUUUUCUCAAACAUUUUUGAUUUUAAUCGGAAUACAAAAAUGUUACAAUUGUUAACUUGUUUUGCAUAGGUAUUUGUGUCCCGAGGAACGGUAUUUUAAAAAUUUCUUGUAAAAAUUCUUCCCAAUCGAUGCGUAUUAAUGUACUGAACAUGAGAAAAAUUAAAACUAAUUUUUUUGAAUGGUCCUCAGUUCCCUACCAGCGAUUGAAA
Lucilia sericata (common green bottle fly) is the source of this 3037-nucleotide messenger RNA. Its product is annotated as rho GTPase-activating protein gacU. The record is from RefSeq and is a predicted model, not a curated record. Bases 786 to 2744 code for a protein of 652 amino acids. The transcript is spliced from 4 exons. Lineage: Eukaryota; Metazoa; Arthropoda; Insecta; Diptera; Calliphoridae.